Acipenser ruthenus (sterlet) is the source of this 3832-nucleotide messenger RNA. RefSeq names its product vesicular glutamate transporter 3-like. Gene Ontology annotation, cellular component: synaptic vesicle membrane; excitatory synapse. The coding region runs from base 479 to 2260 and encodes 593 amino acids. Gene Ontology annotation, molecular function: neurotransmitter transmembrane transporter activity; L-glutamate transmembrane transporter activity. The record is from RefSeq and is a predicted model, not a curated record. Gene Ontology annotation, biological process: monoatomic anion transport; transmembrane transport; neurotransmitter loading into synaptic vesicle. Lineage: Eukaryota; Metazoa; Chordata; Actinopteri; Acipenseriformes; Acipenseridae. The transcript is spliced from 12 exons.
CUGAUACACUGCACUCUUCUCUCCUGGUCAUGCUGUCACAUCCUCCUCAUCAGUGCUUUGGAAAAGCAACCAUCAAAAGAGAGUUUCCUCGUCGCUGCUGGACUACAAAGGACUAAGAAGAAUGUGCAACCAACAGUGACCAAGCAUAAUCUUGUGCUUCUUCCCUUAAAAACAGAAAAAAAUAUAUAUGUUAAUUUGAUAAUCAAAUGGCCCUUCAUGAUACUGGAUCUUUAGUUGGGAAUGGUAUAGUGUGCUGCAGAUCAUUUCUAUUGACUUAAACCUUAAGGAUUUUUCAGUGCUCCUCAUCCUCUUCAACUUGCCAUAGCAACUGGUUGCAGCAUCAGAGAAUCAAAGAAACCAGAAGGAGCAGGUGUGGACUGACAAAGGAGAAACACAAACUGCUGGAGGAACUUGAAAAUAUGACCAAGGUGUAGUGAUUGGAAUUAUAAAGGAGCAAGAGAGACAAGUCAGACCAAAGAUGCCUUUUGGAGGAUUCAGUGGGCUGAAAGAGAAGAUCCUCAAGCCUGGCAAGGAAGAGGUUAAGCACACUGUGGGGGACUCCCUGGGCAAUCUACAAAAGACAAUUGAUGGUUCGAAUGUAGAGGAAGAUAACAUUGAGUUGACGGAGGAUGGCAGGCCAGUACAGGCCCCGGUACGGAAGCCCCCGCUGUGUGACUGUGGCUGCUGUGGAUUGCCUAAGCGAUACAUCAUUGCCAUCCUGAGCGGCCUGGGCUUCUGCAUUUCCUUUGGAAUCAGGUGUAACCUGGGAGUGGCCAUUGUGGAGAUGGUCAAUAACAACACCAUUUACAUCAACGGAACAGAAGUGAUGCAGCCAGCGCAGUUUAACUGGGACCCGGAGACGGUGGGACUGAUUCAUGGCUCUUUCUUCUGGGGUUACAUUGUCACUCAGAUCCCAGGAGGUUUCAUCUCUAAUAAACUGGCUGCCAACAGGGUAUUUGGAGCUGCCAUUUUUUUGACCUCAAUGCUUAAUAUGUUUAUACCAUUUGCGGCAAGGGUCCACUAUGGCUGUGUUUUGUUUGUGAGGAUACUGCAAGGCCUAGUAGAGGGUGUUACCUACCCAGCAUGCCACGGGAUGUGGAGCAAAUGGGCACCCCCACUAGAACGAAGCAGGCUGGCAACCAUUUCUUUCUGUGGUUCUUAUGCAGGAGCUGUGAUUGCUAUGCCUUUAGCUGGAGUCCUUGUCCAGUAUGUUGGAUGGUCUUCUGUUUUUUAUGUUUAUGGAGUGUUUGGCCUGAUGUGGUACACGUGUUGGCUGUUAUUUGCCUAUGGAAGUCCAGCUGUACAUCCCACCAUAGAUGAAGAAGAGAGGACAUACAUUGAGACAAGCAUUGGAGAGAGCGCCAACUUACUGAAUGCUAUUGAGAAAUUCAAUACUCCUUGGAGAAAGUUUUUCACAUCAAUGCCAGUAUAUGCCAUUAUUGUGGCCAACUUCUGCAGAAGCUGGACUUUCUAUCUGCUGCUGAUCAGUCAGCCUGCCUACUUUGAAGAGGUGUUUGGAUUUGCCAUCAGUAAGGUGGGGCUUCUGUCUGCUGUUCCUCACUUAGUCAUGACAAUAGUUGUCCCCUUUGGAGGGCAGCUGGCUGACUUCUUGAGGAGCCGAAAGAUUCUGUCCACUACGACGGUCCGAAAAAUCAUGAACUGUGGAGGGUUUGGAAUGGAGGCCACCUUUCUUCUUGUUGUUGGCUAUUCUCAUACAAGAGGUGUAGCUAUCUCAUUCUUAGUUCUUGCAGUUGGAUUCAGUGGGUUUGCAAUUUCAGGAUUUAAUGUAAAUCAUUUAGACAUCGCCCCUCGAUAUGCCAGCAUUCUAAUGGGAAUUUCCAACGGAGUUGGAACGUUGUCUGGAAUGGUGUGUCCGCUUAUUGUUGGGGCCAUGACAAAGCACAAGACCCGUGAAGAGUGGCAGAAUGUAUUCCUGAUAGCAGCACUGGUGCACUACACUGGCGUGAUCUUCUAUGCCAUCUUUGCCUCUGGUGAAAAACAGGACUGGGCUGACCCAGAAAGCACCAGCGAGGAUAAGUGUGGAAUCAUAGAAGAGGACGAGCUGGCGGAGGAGACUGAACUGAACAGAGAGGCAUUUGUCAGCCCAAAGAAAAAGAUGACCUAUGGGGCAACUGUCCAGAACCAAAGCACUCACAAGCAAGGAUGGAAAAAGAAAAAGGGUGUCACGGUGGACAUGCACGAAGAGGAGCAGGCCUCUUAUCACUAUGAAAAUGGCAAUUACCAGGACACAUCACAAUGACAUUGAAUGGCUUGAGCUGUCACUUGUAGGACUGACAAACUGGAUCGGAUUAACUGUUAGGUUAACAAAAUUGGAUUAACUGUUAGGUUAACAAAAAGAGCAAGUAACAAAGACCAAGAUAACAUCUCAAAAAAGAAAAGUGAAAAGAAAGUCUGAUAUUCUGCAGGGAAUAGCCUUUAAGAGAAUACAUUUUUUUUCAAGAUAUUUCCUUCAGACAAAAUGUUAAUUUUUGUUGGACUUAUUUUGUUUAUGCUUAAUUUUUAAAUUUAAAGACAUGAAACAUCAUAAAGAUACCCAAUACCAAAUAAUACUUGUUUUUAUUGUGAACUGAAUAGGACAGGAAGUGCAUCCAGAUAAAUCUAAAUAAAGCAGUUUUAACUUCCAGAGCCAGAAAUGACCACAUCAAUACAGUACAGUAAUCUGUUGCAUAUCUGACUGUGAUCGGACUAGAGUAAGGGUGGAUAUGUAAAAAGGCAGAUAAAUGAAUCCUGUUUUAAAUACCAUUUACUAUAUUCACACAAUUACUGUUUUGAGAUUCAGCUUUUAUUAGGGAGCUCCCCUAAAUCCCUGGUUUAUAAAGAUACAGAGUAUUAAUGCUUGUGACAGAGUAGUCGUUUGGGUGCAUGAAUUCGCUGCUGAGUGACAGGCAGGAGAUGGAGACAGAGGUUGAAGUUGAUACAUCCCGCAGGCGAACAGGAUUUAUUUACAUAUUGUAGUGCUGAGCUGCAGGGUUUCUAGGAUAUGAUGAGACAGACAACAUUUGCGGUUCAAAGCAGUAGGAAACCGCUGCAUUUUUUAAAAACUUUUAAUGAACAAUGGCUCUCAUUCCUCUCCUCACUCACAAACUCAACCUUCUCUCUUAACUCUCUCUAUCUGAAUUCUCCUGCCACCAGGUUCUGCUUCUCUCUUUCAAACUGUUAUCUCCACACAGACACCCAAGUCCCAACACUCCCUAUCUCUGACUGGUCAUGACAGACCUGCUCCCACCCCCUUCAGUGACGCACUCACACACAGACAGUCUCUCGGCUCUCAGUCAAAAAAGCACCAAAACACACAGAGAACGCUAACAGAUCUGUACAUGAAAAAAACAGUUUACAAACACACAUUAUUUACAGAGUAAGUCCAUUCCUCCAUUGUCUUGCAAAUCAGCUGCCCCCGCGCUACAAUAUCAACACACUGAACAGCUCAUGUGACACUACCAGCAAUGGUUGCGCAUUGAGCACAUACAACACAGUGUACGAAAACUUUGGUAGGAUCUACAAUAUCUGAACUAAUCUUCUCUAUUCAAUAAUAAACUAACGUUGCUGAAGAGGUUGAUCAUGGCGGAUAAACGGUUAGGGCGGAUAUGUGACGGGACGGAUGCACGAUGAAUUACUGUAUACUACAAUAACGAAGAUCUGAUCAAAACAAACUGAGCCAAAAAGUAUGGUUCAGUCUAAGGCAGGAAUAAUAAGUGUCCAUUCACAAAUGGUACGCAGUGUGUCAGAGCCUUGCACUGUGAUAGUAUUGAAAGCAUCAUAAAGCUGUCAAAGUAGAAAGAAAACAGCUGCUAUUAUACUGAAUGGAUAUAUU